Molecule: messenger RNA, 1080 nt
Organism: Ceratosolen solmsi marchali
Lineage: Eukaryota; Metazoa; Arthropoda; Insecta; Hymenoptera; Agaonidae
Product: pancreatic lipase-related protein 2
Exons: 7
Coding region: 1-1032 (343 amino acids)
Biological process (GO): lipid catabolic process
Molecular function (GO): serine hydrolase activity; lipase activity
Source: RefSeq, a predicted model, not a curated record
AUGGCGAUCAAUGUCGCGGUAUCCAGUUUGCUCAUCCUCCUGCUACAGGGAAACUACGCCGAUGUGACAGCCCAAAACAAAUCCUGGCAAGAUCUUUUUAAUAGUACAUCUUGCGCUAAACCUCCAUAUAUCUGUCCGUAUCCAUUUAUCCAGUUUUAUUUGUAUACAAGAGAUACCCAGCAAAAUCCACUUCUACUGGAUGUCACGCGAAAGGAAUCCUUAUUCAAGUCGCGAUUUAAUCGAAGCCAUCCGACAAAAAUCAUCAUUCACGGCUUCGGUGGGGGAAGAAAUUUGGCACCGAGUACCGAUCUUCGUAAAGCGUAUUUCACGCGGGGCAAUUAUAACAUAAUAAUCGUCGAUUACGGUUCUUUGGUUCGCGAGCCUUGUCUCUCGCAGAUACAAUGGGGACCAGAUUUCUGUUCACGAUGUAUCGCUCAGUUGGUAAGAUACUUGAGGGAUCAUCCGCGAGGUACUCGCGUCGAGCGGGUCCAUGUGUUGGGGUACAGCGUAGGUGCUCACAUUGCAGGGCUUAUUGCCAAUUAUCUACCCGAUGACAAAUUAGGAAGAAUUACGGGGCUCGAUCCAACGAUAUUUUUUUAUAUGAACGGAAAUCGGUCGAGAGACCUGGACGAAACGGAUGCGCAUUUUGUGGAUGUGAUCCACACGGGUGCGGGAAUCCUCGGACAGUGGGGCCCAAAUGGCCAUGCGGAUUUCUAUGUGAACGGUGGAUCAAGCCAGCCCGGAUGCGCGACAUCCUCAAUUCUACAGACACUAUCUUGCGACCAUACAAAAGUCACGCCUUAUUAUAUAGAGUCGAUAACAACAAGGGUUGGAUUUUGGGCAGCGCCAUGCGCAAAUCUAUUUUCUUACCUGAUAGGUUGGUGCAACCCAUCCGAGGAAGAACACGUACCAAUGGGGGAAGAUACUCCACAUACAGCAAGAGGCAUCUUUUAUCUUUCAACAAACGCGUACAAACCCUACGCCCGCGGACUACCCGUAAAAAAGCAGCGAGUGAGAAGUCCGAAACGAUAGUGCUGCCGCCAGUAUUAAGCUUAUUAAAGCAACUAAUCAACAUUAUUA